AUGUGGAGCUAUAGUUCAUACAAGGAGCUCUGGGCUCGAGACCUUCCAGCGGUAGAGUGGAGUCGGCCAAACAUCGAGGGUUUUGUGCUAACUACGAUGGGCGAACGCCUCUUUUCGGAAUUGGCUGCUGGGGACCUUUGCGAUUUGGUGGUUUGCAUCAUCCGCAGUGACAUGCACGGGGCCACCAUGAGGACUCUUUGGCAUUCCGAAAUCUGUAAAUGUGCGGGAAGCUUCGAAACAGGACAAACUUUGACCUUGUAUGCUGCUCAGCACCAGGGACACUACGACGGUGUCCACCAUCUGCAGUUGCUAUCAGGUACCCGAGUGCUUGUCAGGCCCCCUCUGGGUGGCCAGUCUUUUCGUACUUUGAAAGAGGUUUGCGCGGGCAUUGGCGGCCAAGCGCAAGGCUGUCGAGAGCUGGGAGGCAAUUGCCUGGCCGUUUCAGAUUGGAGCGCCUUAGCAUGCGACACUUUGGCAUUGCAACAUGCCACCGUCGUGCAAGGAGAUAUCACAGACCCUGCGGUCAGGCGUUCGGUGCACAGUGCCAGUGCUGAGACACGUUGCUUGCUAGGGGCAAGCUUGCCCGGUCCUGGCUCCAGCCGCGGUUUGAGUUCAGGGUCUUCGGUUUGGGAGUGUCCACUGCUGCCCCACAUCCUGCACCUUGCCUGGUUUUCACAAGCCAGUGGCCUUGUCUUGGAGAGUGAGGUCAACAUCCUUCAGCACUCCUCGUGCCUCAGCCAGAUCACAGCCUUUGCAGCCAAAGCAGGUUUCCAGGUCUCCCAGGUUGUCAUUGAGCUUGCACAUCAAUGGGCAUCGCGACGAGCUCGCUGGUGGGCAGUCCUGCUCCCAGCCCACCUUCCUGCCUUUGAAUUGCGCUCCAACGAUGGUCCAUUCUUGGGGAAAUGCUUUCAGGCCGUGCCCCUGUGGCUGCACUCGACCACUCUUCUUCAGAUGCGUCACCUGCACCCACAGGCUUUGGGUGCGUAUCAGGCUCGCCUUUUGCAUGCCAGACUAGACUCCUGGAUCACCCCUGCCAUUCUGGCCGGCGGUCACAUAUCCGUCCAAACUGAGGAGGCCCUGUGGGAACCCAACAUUGUCGGCCCAACCACUGUGCAGCAGCUUCUGCAGGAAGCGAAGGCCAAGCUGGCUCCCGGUCUCCGGAUCACUCUCAGUGCGGAGGAUCGCUGCUUGCCCUUUCAUGCAUUGGUGCACCCGGCCCCCUCAGGCCCGGUUUACAAACUUGUGGUGAAGCCUAAGCAUGCUAGUCGGGAUGCUCUGCCUGCCCAGCAGCCCACUAAUCAGUGUGCGGAGCCAAGCUCCCCUGCCUGCGCCUUGAUCCCCCUUGCGGUUCACCUUGCCCCCCAGGGCACCACAUCAUGCACAGACAUCGCGCUCUGGUGUGGCCUAUGGGACACGGCCCGGACCUUGGGAACCGAUUCCGUGCUGAUCCUCCCGCCCAAGAUAGCAAUUACUUUGCUUGAGUUGUCGGAAGAUUGCAGUCGUGUGCUUCGAGGGCAGCCCUCUCUUGAGUGGCCCCCGCACAUGUUGGUUUUCGCACCUUUUGUUGCAGCGGGUCACUGGACCUUGCUUGUCUUGAGCCAGGGCUCCCACGAACAACCACAAGUGCUGGCAGAGGUCUUCGAUGGCAUCCCGGGGCGCAACACGACCCCGGCCCGAAAGCUGGCAAACAUCCUUUGUGCCCUGGCCGGCCGAACGGUGCACAACUUUGUUGAACUUUCUUUCUGGCUCCAGACCGAGCAAAACAAUUGUGGGGCCCUUGCGCUAGCCCAUGCUGCCAGUCGACUUUCAGGAUCGCCGGAUCCCCUGCACCUACAGAACGCAUUGGACUUUCUCGCCUCUUUCCCCCCGCUACCCUCCCACAUCUUUGGUGAUGGCGGCCUCUCAGCUGAGCAGGAACGUGAGCUCCAUGCACUACUGGUGUCAAAAGGGGUGCCGGCUACGGCUGUUGAAGCCAGACUGCAGCAGGCUCUCCUCAAGGCAGCAGGCUCCAAGCCAGGCGCACUUUUCAAGUGGGUGCAGCCAGAGGAGCUAGCAGCCCACAUCGAGCAACGGGCCCAGGAGAAGUUUGGAACCGAGGUCCCAAGGGCCAAGGCGAAAAAGCAAAAGGCGGCUCGGAAGCCGGUGCAUGCCCCGCUUCAUGAGGAUCCUUCACAAUUGCAGCUGUCGCCUGCUAGCUUUGCCUCAAGCUCCGGAGCCCCGCUUGGCCAGCUGCAGUUUGAGGAAGUUCAGUCCCAGGCUACAGGCAUCUGCUUUGCCUCCUUGGAGCAGGUUGCUCCUUUCCUUAGGAGCAGCACCAAUCUUAGUGUCGAUGCACUUGCUCUUGUGACGACUUCAGAGAUUGCUCUAGAGUCUGCUGGCUUGGCUCGGGUUUCCUCUGUACGGUACCCGGCGAUCUUUGCACCAACACAGGAAGCCAUUUUGGUUUCGGGUUCACUAGUCCAACUAGGAGACGAAGAUGUCCAGAUUGCAGCCACCGACAUCGCCGAGGUAGAUCAUUUGUCGACCUGUGUGUGCAGACUGAGCCUCUUUCGUGACGAGUGCAAGCUCUCUUGGGACUCGAUCGCCGAAGCCCCCAUCCGAGUGCUUCUCCAGCAAGUGCCGGAGCUCCAGGUCUGCCGAAACCCCUCGUGCGAUCAAUCCUGCCCGGCAUUUCAUGCCGCUGUCGACGAGGUGGUCGACCACUUGUUCCUUGAUGUUUGGGCCCGCCAGUGGUGCCGACUGUCAGGCGGUAAGAUAAAGGCUGCUGAGGCAGAGCUGUUCCAGGCUUUCAUCAGGGUCCCCUCGUCGGCAAUUCCGCACCUCUUCAGGGUUUCCCUUCCCGGCCUGUACAUUGAACCUCGUGCAGCAGAUGGCUCUGGCCCUCAUGCAUCUUGGGCUGUCGUUUGGCUGCCGGGCACCAGUGCCGCGCAGGCCCUUCAUCUUCUGAAGACCACGAGUAAGGCUGUGGCCUUGGCGAGGCUUGGUGUCAAGUACGGCCUCCGCACAAAGGAGGCAGACGAGCAGACAGUCUUUGAGGCCCUUCGACCGAACCAUCAUUUCGUGAAGGUCAGGGUUGUUGCUCGCUUCCGGCUCCACCCCCUCCCACAUGGCUUCCAACGACACAACCUUCUGCUUUUGAAGCAGUGGGGCUGGAACUGUAAGCCGUUGCAGCCGGAUCGUGGCGAUGCUCUGGGUUGCGCCUGGUUGGUAGGAGCAGCUGAUGAACCACCGGCCCAGGCCUUGCCUUUAGGCACAAGUUUCGUCUUGGCCACCAAGGUCCGUGACUUUAAUGCCUCCCGAACCGCGCCCUCUGCAGUUUGCGCCUCCGCCCGGACCCGCAAAGCCCUUCUCAUCGAUGAUGAUGGUGACGAUGGCACUGCUGCCGACCCUUGGAGCGGCGGUCGGGACCCAUGGUCCCAGGCACGUCCCUCGACUGCCAUUGCGGCUCCGCCGGCAGGCUCGUCUUCUGAGACCACCAAGAAGCUUUCGCAAAUCGAAGACGGCCUUCGACAGGACCUGCACACGAUGCUGCAGAAGACCCUUGAUGAGAGAGAGGCCCCGCCUGGCCUCAGCGAACAAGACAAGCGCCUGCACUCCCUCGAAACCACUGUCAGCGAACUUCGCCAUCAAGGGGCCAAAUUUGAAAGUUGGUUUCAGGGGUUCGGCACCAAGGUUGCCGAUCAAGCCCAGCAGCUGACUGAGCUCCAGACCACUGUCAAGGAGCAACAGGCCGAGCUCGGACGUGUAAAGAGCGAUGUUCAACAGACUGUGCAUCAAGUCGUUGGGGCACUCCAGUCGGAGCUUACCUCUCAGAUGGCAUCACAGCUUGCCGGGCAGAUGGAGCAGAUCCAAGAGCUCUUUGCCUCCAAAAAGCCACGGCUUGGACUAGGCCGAACCAGCCGUUCGUCUGGGCGAAAGAACGGGCUGGGAAUGCACAGUCGCCCCACACUUGGUUGUGCCAGCCUGACUUUGGUGCAUCUUUGUCGCUUUGUUUUUCAAGUUCCGUGUGGCUUGCUGCUAGCCCUGUCAUGUGUCUUGGGUUGCCAGACUGCGGCUGCCUGCCACACCAUUAGCUCCACCACCGUCCGUUACGGUGAAGCCGAACAUCCGGGCCCGUCCUCGGUGCCUCCUUUCUUCAUCAGUACCAGCAACCCUUCGGGACUCCGGGCCAAGGAGCCACACUACACAGCUACAGGCCGCAGCGCACAUGUUUUGUCAGGUGCCCCCGCGGCCUUGCGUGUCAACAGCCAAUGGGCUGGAACCUGGACUGGGGUUCUCCAGGUUAGUGACUUGCCCUGCAGGCCACUCAAUCCCAACUGGCCGCUAGGUGUCUUCGAGACAGGCCGUAUCAUGCUGGCUCAGCACUAUCAUGAAUCGACCCCUCUGUUGGUGGCUACUGUCUACGGGUAUCCGAGUGGGCCAACCUGGCCCGACUCCAAAUCUCGUACCGACAACCUCCUCAGCACCCUCACCAAAGAGGUGGUGUUAGGCUCUCGCGGGUUCCGGGUGAUUUGUGGUGAUUUCAACCAGGACCUUGAGAGUCUGCAGCAGUGCACUUUGUGGCGAGCCCAGGGCUGGAUCGAAGCCCAGGACCUUGCCCAGCAACUCUGGAAUCAGGCCCCUGUUAUGACGUGCAAACAUGCAACCCGCCGUGACUUCAUUUGGCUCUCGCCGGAGGCGGCAUCGCAAUGCACUCAAGUGUUGGCCUCUGAGGUUUUCCAAGAACACACCACCCUCCUGGCAGGCUUCUCUCUGCCACAGGUUCCGGCGGCACAGACUACGUGGCCGCUACCGGCCGAGCUGCCUUGGUCGGAGGUGCAACUUGAUGCUUGGCACCGGUCGGGCAACCAUCACCCGGUUUUUUCGGAAUCUUCGGACCUGUGGCUCGCGCGGUUUUCCAAGGCUGUGGAACAUAGCUUGGAGGGUUUUGUGCCUUCAUUUCCUAAUGGCCGGCCUCCCUCCAACACCUUUGGCAGAGGCCAGCGCACGCAGCCCCAAACAAACUCCAGCCCUCAGCUGUCGGUCAGGCCCAGCCGGCCCGGUGAGGAAGCGUUGCGACAUGAUGGACUCGGGGCCGAAGUGAGACGCUGGUUUCAACAACUUCGACGCCUCCAAUCCUUGCACCACGCGGUUAACGCUGGCAACCCCUCAGCUGGAGCCGUAAGCUAUCGCCUUUCGCUUUGGCGAUCCAUUUUGCAGGCGCGUGGCUUCCGCCAUGGUUUUGCCAAUUGGUGGUGUACCCGUCCUGUGCGCUUGGCCAAUAGCCCAGGCACUCUUCCAGUGACCCUCCCCACUGCCUCCCUGGCCCAGCUCCUCUAUGAGGACUUCCGGGCGAAUUUCCGUAGGCUGGAGGAUUGGCACUUGCGAAACCGCACCAAAGUUCUGGAUGCCAAAUAUGAUCGCUCUUUGGCACAAAUCUAUCAGGACUUGCGAGCGCCUGGUCCCGAACAGGUGACAACACUUCAGGUAAGCCGUGAGUACGCCAUUUUGGCUGUUGAGGGUCAGCAGGUGCACCUCGAUCGCCCUCUGGACUUAAGGGGUACCUCCUCCUGGGCCAUAGAUGGUGAGCCGACUUCCAUCCAAUCAAGUGAAGAUGACUUGUGCACCCUGACCACUCCUGCAAGCUUGUCCGGCCAAGAACUUGAGCAAGUACAGACCCUCUCUUCGGUGGCCGAUCUUUGUUUUGAAUUUAAGUCCCUUUGGGCACCUCGCUGGCAGCUGCACUCCGCAGCCACACCUCCAGACUGGCAGCGAUUCAUGGAUUUUGUCAUUGCCUUCCUGCCCCAGCACAGGAUUGAGCUGCCCGACAUUACUCCCGAGGUCUGGACUCAAGCCAUUCAUCGCUUCAAGCCUCGAGCCGCCCGUGGCCCGGACGGCUGGGCCCGAGCUGAUUUGUUGAACCUGCCCCGGUCUCGCACCACGGAGCUCAUCAACUUUCUUUCAGAAGUGGAGGCAGCCCAAAGGCCGUGGCCCCGUCAAAUGAUUGUUGGGUUUGUCUGUCUCCUUUGCAAAGGCAACGGCAGAACCGACUGCCAAGGAUACGGACCCAUCUGCCUUUACAGCAUCAUUUACCGUGCCUGGGCCGGCAUUCGUGCCCGCCAAGCCCUUGCUGCGCUGCGAUCCUUGCUUCCGACGGAUCUUUUUGGAUUUAUCCCAGGACAUGAGGCCAUGGAACUGCCAAAGCGGGGAAGCACUUCUCGGCCUAUCACUGACAUCAUCAAGUGCUUCAACCACCUACCCCGUGCACCCCUUUUCAUGCUGGCUAGGCACGUUGGACUUCCGCCCUGCCUGUUGAAACCUUGGGCAGCUUUCCUCAGUGCCACUGAGCGCCGGUUUCAUAUCAGAGGUCAGGUUGGGGAGGGGAUCCUUUCUUCUUCAGGGUUCCCCGAGGGCUGCCCACUUAGCCCGUUGGCUAUGGUUCUCGCUGAUUGGUCCUACCACGAGUACAUGCGGGCUUUUGCUCCAUCUGCCAGAUCUCUCAGCUACGUGGACAACCUCACCUGCACCUCGCAGUCGGUGGCUGCUCUGAUCCGGGCUUACGGGGUCAUGUCUUGCUUUACCGAUCUGCUGGGACUGCCCUUGGACGCUACCAAGACCUACGUCUGGGCAACAAAGGGGGCCGAUCGCGCUGCUCUCAAGUGCUUGGGUCAUCCCGUGGUUGAGGCCGCCCGUGAGCUGGGUGGCAUCAUGUCGUUCGGCCCUCGGAUUCGCAAUGCCGCUAUGAAAGACCGCUGUGCCGCUUUGGGCCCACUGUGGGCAGCACUUCGACGCUCCCAAACGCCAGGCUGCUUGAAACUCCAGACACUUCCAGGCAAGUUUUGGGCACAGGCUCUGCAUGGCAUAUCUGGCUGCCCUUUUCCGGAGGCUCAGCUAAGCCGUCUGCGCUCCGCUGCAACUGCUGCACUUGGUAUUCGCCCGGGCGGCGUAAGCUCCAUGCUCCGCCUCAGCAUUGCAGAGCCCUCCACUGCGGAUCCGGGUUUCUAUCAACUUUGGACUUGUGCCCGAGAUUUCCGUCGGAUGGCAGGCAAGCUCCCGAACUUCGUUCUCCAAUGGCGCACGUUCAUGGAUUCCUUUGAUGGCCGGACCACUCACGGUCCCUUCACCAAAUUGGUCACCGUCUUUGCACAGGUCGGCUGGAGUAUCCAGCAUCCACCGUGGAUUUUGGACCACGAAGGACUGGAGCACAACUUCUUGACGGUCCCACUGGUCUUGCUCCGCAGACUUUUGGAGCACGCAUGGCUCCAAUUUGUGGCUCGCAGCCACAACCACCGGCAGGGCAUGUCUGACUUGAAGGGCUUAGAUCCUGGACUUCUCAAAGCGGAUCAGAAGCAGCUGAGUGCCCUCAACAGUGCUCGAUAUGCAUCGGUGAGAGCCGGAGCCUUCCUCUUUGGCCACAUGCACUCGCAUUACGACCUCACCAAGGAUGGCCUUUGCUCCCGCUGCCGUGUCCCAGACACCGUUGAGCAUCGCUGCCGAAGCUGCCCUCACUACUCACACCUCCGAGUUGAACACCAAUGGGCGGUAGAUCAAUGGGACUCUUUGCCAGUCUCGUUGACUCACCACCUGCUCCCCUCGGCCAACCCUCACUUAGUUACUCUUCGGAGCUUGCUGCACCGCGCAGUGGACACUACCGGGGUUUUCUUUUGUUCAGGGUUUGGGGAUGGCUGGCAGCACCUCUUCACAGAUGGAGCCUGCAUUGAGAACUUCGACCCAGAGUUUUCUCUGGCAGGAUGGGGCCUCGUGCAUGCACAGCAUCAUGCAGCAGUGGCUUGCGGUGUGUUGCCAGGAAUCCUUCAAUCAGCCCCCCGGGCUGAGAUCUGUGCCAUGACGGCGGCCGCCCGCUGGGCCAUUGGUACGGGUUUGCCAUGCAUUGUUUGGACAGACGCACAGAAUGUCUCCACUGGUGUUGCCGCGCUCCAGGCAGGGCUGCCUCUGGACCGGGACGCCGACACCGACCUUUGGCAGACACUGGAAGGCCUAUUGGUUCAGCUCGACCCGACUCGGUUCCUUGUCAGGCACACUCCUUCUCAUCUGGAUGAACAGCUUACGGAGUCACCAUACGAAGAUUGGCUCGCCGGUUUCAACGGCCACGCCGAUGUCUUGGCCGGCUUAGCUGCUCGUAACAGACCGGAGAUGCUGAUGACGGCCUAUUUGGCCGCCCGGAGCUACCACAGUGAGCAAGUCCGUCUACUUCGGGCUUUUCGGGCCAUCUUUUUCGGCAUUGCUGAUAUUGACCAAGGCCGCGGUCGACAACAGGUCCCCGCCGAUGAUGAUACUUGGGAGCCGCAGGUGCCCGCACCCUUUGCGGUGCCUCGGCGGCUAGACAUCGAGGGCCAGCUCCCUCUGAAUUGGCGAGAUCAACUCCCAUUGGCGUGUGAUUUGCCCUCCGACUUUGUUGGUGGGAUCUGUAACUUCCUUUUCGAACAAGACGCCCAGGCAACAGCAGCCUACGAGCUGUCAUGGUUGGAACUGGUCUUCGCCUUACAUUUGGAAGGAGCCGUCGUCUAUCCUGUCUGCGAUUCGAGUGGCAAAUGGGUGUCCGCUACCAGUAGACUUCUUCAGCCCCCAGCUCCGACUGUAGCUGGGAGGCUGAGCUUAGUUCGUCGGGCCAUGCGCCCUGUUUUGCGUCGCUUAGGCCUGCAAUCAUCUAUGAUUAGUGGCAUUGAUCGUUCCGAUUUUGGUUUGGGUUUUGCCCUCGAUGGUCUUAUCAUCGGUUUCAGUACUGAUCUUUUCUUGCGGGCAAGGGCGACACUCGGCCACUUUGUACAGGGCAGAGCUGCAGGCACCAGGGCUGCACUUGCCAGGCCGCUUUAA
This is a messenger RNA of Symbiodinium sp. CCMP2592, 8814 nucleotides long. NCBI's taxonomy places the organism in Eukaryota, Dinophyceae, Suessiales, Symbiodiniaceae. The record is from the annotation of a GenBank genome assembly.